Molecule: messenger RNA, 6232 nt
Organism: Lepus europaeus (European hare)
Lineage: Eukaryota; Metazoa; Chordata; Mammalia; Lagomorpha; Leporidae
Gene: XPO5
Product: exportin 5
Exons: 32
Coding region: 112-3726 (1204 amino acids)
Biological process (GO): protein export from nucleus; RNA export from nucleus
Cellular component (GO): RNA nuclear export complex; nucleus; cytoplasm
Molecular function (GO): small GTPase binding; nuclear export signal receptor activity; RNA binding
Source: RefSeq, a predicted model, not a curated record
CCCCCAGCCCGCCGCGGCCCGGUACCAACGUGUGGCCUCGCUGAGGGAGCCGUCGGUACCUCGUGCUCCCGGGACGGCCGUAGUGCGCGGCCGCGGCGCGUGGCACGAGCCAUGGCGAUGGAUCAAGUGAACGCGCUGUGCGAGGAGCUGGUGAAAGCGGUGACGGUCAUGAUGGACCCCAGCUCCACCCAGCGCUACCGGCUGGAAGCACUCAAGUUUUGUGAAGAAUUUAAAGAAAAGUGCCCUAUCUGUGUUCCCUGUGGCUUGAGGUUGGCAGAGAAAACACAAAUUGCCAUCGUCAGACAUUUUGGCCUUCAGAUCCUGGAACACGUUGUCAAGUUUCGGUGGAACAGUAUGUCUCGAUUGGAGAAGGUCUAUCUGAAGAACAGUGUCAUGGAGCUUAUUGCAAAUGGAACAUUAAACAUCUUGGAAGAAGAGAACCAUAUUAAAGAUGUUCUGUCUCGAAUUGUAGUAGAGAUGAUCAAGCGAGAGUGGCCACAGCAUUGGCCUGACAUGCUGAUGGAGCUGGACACCCUCUCCAAACAAGGGGAAACACAGACAGAAUUAGUGAUGUUCAUCCUUCUGCGACUGGCAGAGGACGUCGUGACCUUUCAGACGCUUCCCCCUCAGAGGAGAAGGGAUAUCCAGCAAACAUUAACCCAGAACAUGGAAAGGAUCUUCACUUUUCUACUUAACACACUUCAAGAAAAUGUAAACAAGUACCGGCAAGUGAAGACAGAUACUACUCAGGAGUCAAAGGCUCAAGCAAACUGUCGAGUGGGAGUCGCAGCACUGAAUACUCUAGCAGGCUACAUUGACUGGGUUUCUAUGAGUCACAUCACGGCUGAGAACUGUAAGCUCCUGGAGGUCCUGUGCCUGCUUCUGAAUGAACAGGAACUACAGCUGGGAGCAGCUGAGUGUCUCCUAAUUGCAGUCAGUAGAAAAGGCAAGUUGGAAGACCGGAAGCCUUUGAUGGUCUUAUUUGGAGACGUUGCCAUGCAUUAUAUACUCUCUGCUGCACAGACUGCUGAUGGAGGAGGCUUGGUAGAAAAACACUAUGUCUUCCUGAAGCGACUUUGUCAGGUGUUGUGUGCACUGGGCAAUCAGCUGUGUGCACUGCUGGGCGUAGAUUCUGAUGUAGAAACACCAGCGAACUUUGGAAAAUACCUGGAAUCUUUUCUUGCUUUCACAACCCACCCAAGUCAGUUUCUGCGAUCUUCAACUCAGAUGACUUGGGGUGCCCUCUUCAGGCAUGAGAUCCUAUCUCGUGAUCCUUUGCUGUUAGCAAUAAUACCAAAAUAUCUUCGUGCUUCUAUGACUAACUUGGUCAAGAUGGGCUUUCCUUCUAAAACAGACAACCCUAGCUGUGAAUAUUCUCGGUUCGAUUUUGACAGUGAUGAAGACUUCAAUGCUUUCUUCAACUCCUCCCGGGCCCAGCAAGGAGAAGUGAUGAGGUUGGCGUGUCGUUUGGAUCCCAAGACCAGCUUCCAGAUGGCUGGGGAGUGGCUAAGGUAUCAGCUGUCAACUUCUGUUGAUGCUGGAUCCAUAAACUCCUGUUCUACAGCUGGAACCCCGGAAGGAGGCCUCUGCUCCAUCUUCUCACCUUCAUUCGUGCAGUGGGAAGCCAUGACCUUUUUUUUGGAAAGUGUAAUCAAUCAGAUGUUUCGAACACUAGAUAAAGAAGAAAUUCCUGUUAAUGAUGGGGUAGAGCUGUUGCAAAUGGUCCUGAACUUUGACACCAAGGAUCCCCUCAUUCUGUCCUGUGUCCUCACUAAUGUCUCAGCACUCUUCCCGUUUGUCACCUACAGACCAGAGUUCCUGCCCCAGGUCUUUUCUAAGCUAUUUUCAUCUGUCACUUUUGAAACUGUGGAAGAAAGUAAGGCCCCCAGAACCCGGGCCGUGAGGAACGUGAGGAGGCACGCAUGCUCCUCCAUCAUCAAGAUGUGUCGUGACUACCCCGAGCUUGUGCUGCCCAAUUUUGACAUGCUUUAUAGUCAUGUGAAGCAGCUUCUCUCCAAUGAGCUGCUCUUGACACAGAUGGAGAAGUGUGCUCUCAUGGAAGCCCUGGUUCUCAUCAGCAACCAGUUCAAAAACUACGAGCGGCAGAAGGUGUUCUUAGAGGAGCUGAUGGCGCCUGUGGCCAGCAUCUGGCUUUCUGAAGACAUGCACAGAGCGCUGUCAGAUGUUGAUGCUUUUAUUGCCUAUGUGGGUGCGGAUCAGAAAAACUAUGACCCAGGCAUGGAGGAUCCCUGUGGCUUAAACCGUGCACGAAUGAGCUUUUGUGUGUAUAGCAUCCUAGGUGUUAUGAAACGGACUUGCUGGCCCACCGACCUAGAAGAGGCCAAAGCUGGGGGAUUUGUUGUGGGUUAUACACCCAGUGGAAAUCCAGUCUUCCGUAACCCCUGCACAGAGCAGAUCCUGAAACUUCUUGACAAUUUGCUUGCCCUUAUAAGAACCCACAAUACUUUGUACGCACCAGAAAUGCUAGCCAAAAUGGUAGAGCCUUUCACUAAAGCUCUGGAUAUGCUUGAAGCAGAAAAGUCUUCUAUAUUAGGAUUACCUCAGCCUCUCCUGGAACUCAAUGACCACCCCGUCUACAAGACAGUUUUGGAAAGAAUGCAGCGUUUCUUCAGCACUCUCUAUGAAAACUGUUUCCAUAUCCUCGGGAAGGCAGGCCCUUCCAUGCAGCAGGACUUCUACACCGUGGAGGACCUUGCUACCCAGCUCCUUAGCUCCGCCUUUGUCAACUUGAACAAUAUUCCUGACUACCGCCUCAGACCCAUGCUCCGGGUCUUUGUGAAGCCUCUGGUGCUCUUCUGUCCCCCGGAGCACUACGAAGCGCUGGUGUCUCCCAUCCUUGGACCUCUCUUCACCUACCUCCACAUGAGGCUUUCCCAGAAGUGGCAAGUCAUCAACCAGAGGAGCCUCUUGUGUGGAGAAGAUGAGGCUGCAGACGAAAACCCAGAGUCUCAGGAGAUGCUGGAGGAACAGCUGGUGCGGAUGCUAACCCGGGAAGUCAUGGACCUGAUCACCGUGUGCUGUGUUUCAAAGAAAGGAGCUGACCACAGUACUGCUGCUCCUGCAGACGGAGACGAUGAAGAGAUGAUGGCCGCAGAGGUGACCCCCUCCGCCGUGGCAGAGCUUACAGACCUGGGCAAAUGCCUGAUGAAGCACGAGGAUGUGUGCACAGCGCUCUUGAUCACAGCCUUCAAUUCUCUGGCCUGGAAGGACACCUUGUCCUGCCAAAGGACAACCACACAGCUCUGCUGGCCUCUCCUCAAACAGGUGCUGUCCGGGACUCUGCUCGCAGACGCCGUCACGUGGCUCUUCACCAGUGUGCUGAAAGGCCUGCAGACGCACGGGCAGCACGACGGCUGCAUGGCUUCCCUGGUCCACCUGGCCUUCCAGAUAUACGAGGCACUGCGCCCCAGGUACCUGGAGAUCAGAGCUGUGAUGGAGCAAAUCCCCGAAAUUCAGAAGGACUCUCUGGACCAGUUUGACUGCAAGCUUUUGAACCCCUCCCUGCAGAAAGUGGCUGACAAGCGCCGGAAGGACCAAUUUAAGCGCCUCAUUGCAGGCUGCAUCGGGAAACCCCUGGGAGAACAAUUCCGAAAAGAAGUUCACAUUAAGAAUCUUCCCUCACUUUUCAAAAAAACCAAGCCAGUGCUGGAGACAGAGGUGCUGGACAACGAGGGGGGCAGCCUGGCCACCAUCUUUGAACCCUGAAUCAAGCUCUUGGGCAUCCUUCUUCGGCCUUUAUUGUCAUCUCUUCUCCCCCCUCUGUAGCUAAUUCUAGGCCCUUCUUACACUGCCACCUCACUUCUCACCAUUGUCAGCCUGGAGAGAGAUCCAGGUCUGAAGCUGGAGAGUGGGCCCUGUGCAGGCUCAGAAGUAGUUGACUGACAGAUGGAGACAGGGAGGUGGGGCGCACCCCACACUGACUGGAUAACCCAGGUAGCUCCCGUUCUACCUGAAGCUGGCUUUGCCAAGAAAAGCUGGGGCGAGCAGCCCUCCUCCCGGGCCCUCCCGCCCUCGUGUGGCCACGCACCGUGCAGGAUGGCAACUAGUAGUGCUGUGCCCACCGCUACGAUGAGCUGAGCUCGCUCGAGUUUCUCCUGGAACACUGCGAGAGCCACUGAGCCCCCUUGCUGCUGGGCUGGCAGGGAGCCUUCCCAGCCCCAGGAGCACCGUCUGGAUUAGGUGCUAAGUGCUGAACUGCAUUCAGGCCUCCCGAUGGGAUCCAUGGCUAAACUCUGGGCACACUGUUGAGUAGCACCUGCAGGUACUGCUGGCUGGGCAGCCUAGUGCGCUCUGUCAUCGCCCUGAGUUCACACCCCUUGCCCUUCCAUGAAUGACCCCUCAAGGGUUUCCCCAGCCUCAGGGUCCGCUCAGGCACAAGAGCCACAGUACCCUAUCUAGUGUCAUAUGACACCAUUUUCAUCCAAGAAUAAUCUAGACCAACUAGGCUACAUCUGUGACAAGUAGCUAGCAAAGCCACUGGUCUCCUAGGACUAGCAGAGUCCAGGUGCCUUCAAAACUCUCAUGGUCUUUCAGGUGCCUGGUCACUUCUCAAGGGCCAUUUCCAAAAGAAAAGAAAAUAUGCCUUCCCAUCACAACCUGUACUGUGAGUCCAUUCUAGAGGCCCCUGGAAGGCAGAGGGGACCUGGCCCUGAGGUUAUAACUGGCCAUCAGUUAGGCUUGAUGCAUACAGAAACUACAGAGUAUGUGUCCGCGUGCCGUGUGGAGACAGGCCUGUCAUUCAUCUAGUUCAUUGACAAGGUCUCCGUGAGAGCCAGAGUGGACUGACAUGACAGAUUUAAGUGGUACAGGCCACAGGCAGGGUAAAGCUGGGAAGAGGCAGAGCUGGGGAAGUAGGAUUGGGAGUGUCACGUUGCGCUCUCUGCUGCAGACGGCCCCCACUCCCUCUUCUGCGUGGUGCUGUAAGUUUCUGUUGACUGUAAAGGUGACCUCAAAGAGUAUUCCCCCUCCAAGCUUCUAGCUGCCUACUCUGUCUGACUGGGGCUGUGGAGGGUAUAGUUGUAUUUAUUGUGUUGUAAUAUUUUUACAUCCUGUGACUUCAUGCUAGGAAUUUUCUAUUGUUUAUAGAACUUUUUUGUAGAAACAUUAACUCUAAAGCACAUCUGCAUGUCAGUAAAAUCUCAAUUUCAUACAGAAAAGGCCCAUCUGCCUUUUUCAAAUCAGUGACACACUCCAGGGUUACUCCCCGCGGACAUCCCGCUCAGGGGACUGGAAGGAGGGGAUGGUGACGGACACCUGACCUGGGAGACUGCCCGGCGAUUCCUGAUGCACAUUCACCAAGCAGCUCUGCGCUCAGUGUCUGCGUGGCUCUGGGCCUGACCCCAGAGGGUGUCUAAGAACUGCCCUGUUCCACAGCCACACAGCUUCAUUUACACUGCCACAGACAAGCCUUUUUGUAUUUUUUCCCUAUCAGAAACUUCCUUGCUAAUCCAGGAGAUAGCUGAAAUGGCACAUUCACUCAGCUCCUUGAACUGAAAGUUUUUUAGGGGUUGGCUGUGCCCCCAGAAACCACUUUCCUUAGUACUUCUCUCAGGAGGCUUCAGGACUGGGCCCUAACCUGUGGUGACACUGAACCCAAUUUUUUUUUUUUUUUUUGACUGGCAGAGGAGAGGUCUCCCAUCCACUGGUUGACUCCCCAAAUGCCCACAACAGCCAGUGCUGAGCCAGGUCAAAGCUAGUAGCUAGGAUCUCAAUCUAGGUCUCCCAUGUGGGCAACAGGGAUCCAACUACUUGCUGCCUCCCCAGGGCCUGUAUUCUCGGGAAGCUAGAAUGGGGAACUGAGCCCAGGCACUCCAGUGUGGGAUAUGGGUAUUCCAAGCCACAUCUUGAAGUGCUGCACCAAAUGUCCACCCCCAGAACCCAGCAUUAUUCACUGCAAAAUGUUAAACCUGGGCCGGCACCGUGGCUCACCUGUCAAAUCCUCCGCCUGUGGCGCCGGCACCCCGGGUUCUAGUCCCGGUUGCUCCUCUUCCACUCCAGCUCUGUGCUGUGGCCCAGGAAGGCAGUGGAGGAUGGUCCAAGUGCUUGGGCCUCUGCACGCGCAUGGGAGACUGGGAGGAAGCACCUGGCGCCUGGCUUUGGAUUGCUGCAGCACAUCGGCCGUGGCAGCCAUUUGGGAGGGUGAACCAAUGGAAGGAAGACCUUUCUCUGUCUCUCUCUCACUGUCUAACUGCCUGUCAAAAAAAAAAAAAGU